CACUCGCUCUCAUUCCUACACGACUGCAUGUGUGAGAGCUUCUCCACAUGUGUGUGUGUGUGUUGGUGAGACAGCGACUGCAGCGCGGCUUUCAGUGCCGUCAGUGUCUUCCCUCGUGUGUCAGUGAGUGAAGCUCAUCAUGACUACAGUGAAGGAGUCGAGCGCUCCAGUGAAGGCAGCUCCGCACCAAGACCAGGAGUUGGUGGGCAGUAACUCUUCACAGAGGAACUGGAAAGGAAUAUUAAUCGCUCUGCUGGUUAUUCUGAUCAUCUGCUCUCUCAUCGUCACCUCUGUCGUCCUCCUCACACCAGGUGAAGGGGACAAUCUGGCCCUUAAGGAGAAAGUGACAGUAGAGGACAUUUUCAGGAAGGACUUUAGAGUUCAUGACCCAGAAGCUAAAUGGAUCAGCGAUGAGGAGAUUCUGUAUCGCACACGUGAAGGUGACGUGAUGAAGUUUAACGUGGAGAUGAAUGAGAGCACAGUGCUGGUGUCCAACAGGAAGUUUGAAAUGUAUAAGGCCAUCAAGUAUGAGCUUUCUGCAGACCUGAAACAUGUUCUGCUGGCUUAUAACAUGGAACCGUUUUAUCGUCACUCCUUCACUGCAUACUACAUCAUCUGUAGCUUAGAGACUCCGGAAACGUGGAUUCUGACUCCCCCAGAAGUGCGUAACGCUCCUCUGCAGUACGCAGGAUGGGGACCACGAGGACAGCAGCUGAUUUUUAUAUUUGAAAAUAAUAUCUACUACCGCUCCACCAUCGAAAGCCGAACCAUUCGUCUGGUUUCCACCGGCAAAGAAGGCGUUAUAUUUAAUGGCCUCAGUGAUUGGCUGUAUGAGGAGAUGAUCUUCCAGUCCCAUGUGGCUCACUGGUGGUCUCCUGACGGGUCUCGUCUGGCAUUCACAUCCAUCAACGACACGCUGGUGCCCAAGAUGGAGUUGCAGAUGUUCACAGGGUCACCGUACCCCACGAGCCGGCCGUACCGUUACCCCAAAGCUGGAGAGGAGAACCCUGUGAUCUCUCUGUAUGUGGUGAACCUGAACGGCCCGUUACACACCAUCCAGAUGAAGAGACCAGACGACCCCGUGAUGCGAGAGUUUUACAUAACGAUGGUGAAAUGGGCCACAAGCACCAAGCUGGCAGUGAGGUGGUUAAACCGAGCGCAGAACGUCUCCAUUCUGAGUCUGUGUGAAGCCACGACGGGAGUCUGUACCAAGAGACAUGAGGAACAGAGUGAGACCUGGCUGGACAGACAGAAUGAAGCUCCACUUUUCUCCAAAGAUGGUAUGAAGCUCUUCUUUACAUCUGCUGUCCCUCACGGAGGGCGGGGCGAAUUCUUCCAUGUAUCCAUGGUAACAUCACAGCCCAACAGCACCUCAGACGUCCUGCAGUCCAUCACAUCAGGCAUCUGGGACGUUACACACCUUCUGGCCUACAGCGAAGACUCACAGCUAAUAUACUACGUGAGUACAGAAGAAGAUCCCAGAUGUCACCACCUGUACAGUGCGGAGACGGUCGCUCCCUUCACUCGCCGCUGUCUCUCCUGUGAAGUUACAGACGCCUGUGGGUACCUGAGCAGCUCCUUCAGUCACAACAUGGCCUUCUUCCUGCUCCACUGUAAAGGACCCAGUGUCCCGUUUGUGUCGAUCUACAGAACCAAGGACAGGCAGAAGGUAUUGGACAUCGAGCUGAACUUGAACCUCUGGAAGGCUGUAGACUCCAUGCAGAUGCCCAGAGUCGAGUACAGAAAGAUCGAGGUGGAGGAUUACACUCUGUCGCUAGAGGUCCUGAAACCUGCCGGCUUCAUUAACACGGAACAUUACCCUCUGCUGCUGCUCGUUGGUGGGACUCCAGGAGGACAUUCAAUGAUAGAGCAGUUCCAUGUAGACUGGGCCACUGUGUUGGUCAGCAGUUUGGGCGUGAUCGUGGUACGCUGUGGUGGGCGUAGCGGUGCCUCUCAGGGCUCCGAGUUCAUCCACACACUUGACAAGGAGGAUCAGCUGAAGGCUCUCAGCAUUUUAGCGAAAGAAACAUACAUCGACAAUAGCAGAAUCUGCGCUUUUGGACAGGCGUAUGGAGGACACAUCACCAGCCUUCUGUUCAGCUCUGAGGCCUCCAUACUGAAGUGUGGAGCUGUUCUCUCACCCAUCACCGACUUCCAACUCUACGCAUCAUUUUUUUCGGAGCGAUACUUUGGCCUUCCUUAUCCAGGACAUCGGGGGUACAAGAUGCUGAACUUCACACACCGAGCAUCUCAGUUAGCUGAUAAGAAGUUCCUGAUUGUUCACCCGACUGCAGAUGAAAAAGUUCAUUUUCAGCACACGGCUAAAUUCAUCUCGGGGUUAAUCAGUGGGAAGGUGAACUACAGUCUCCAGAUUUAUCCAGAUGAAGGUCACUUCCUGCACAGCGAGGCGGUGAGGCGGCACCUCGCUCAGUCGCUGGUCCGCUUUUUCGAAGAGUGCUUCAGACGAUCAGACGACAUGAUCGAAGAGGAAAAAAAUGAAGGCUAGGGUUAGCGUCCUCUGGAUGUUCAGGGACAGAGGACAUCAUCAUCAUCAUCAUCGUCGUCAUUUAUCCUGCUGUACAGAGAAUUUCCCUCGGUCCCUUUGUCCCCUGCUGCUCCUGUCUUUCUAUUAUGUCUGGACCAACAGCGGCUUUGCUAACUCUAAACGACUGAGGUCAAAAUAAAUGAACGGUCUGUCCAUCACUUUGAUUGACAGGUUACUCUGAUUACCUGACUGCUGGCAGCAAGGAAGAUGACCAAACCCACCCCCUGAAACGGUGUUCAGACUAUAAUCAGGACAGCAUUUCUAGCAGACGUUGUGUAGACUGAGUGGAUCCGCUCUGUUCAUCCUGCAGCGCUGGGACUUUUUUUCUUUUCCUUUUUUUGAAAUGAUGGAUUUGACUUGAGGUUGGUUUGUGGUCAUGGUUGUAAGUUCUUAUAUCUUACUGUGUUUGUGUCUGUUGCUCUGAUGUAAAGUAACAAAUGGAAUUUAAAUCAACUUGGGUAUUGAUAAACAAACAAAA
Messenger RNA from Clarias gariepinus (North African catfish), 3023 nucleotides. RefSeq names its product dipeptidyl-peptidase 6a (gene dpp6a). The record is from RefSeq and is a predicted model, not a curated record. The transcript has 26 exons. Gene Ontology annotation, molecular function: dipeptidyl-peptidase activity; serine-type peptidase activity. Gene Ontology annotation, biological process: proteolysis. The coding region runs from base 140 to 2506 and encodes 788 amino acids. NCBI's taxonomy places the organism in Eukaryota, Metazoa, Chordata, Actinopteri, Siluriformes, Clariidae.